Messenger RNA from Trichomonas vaginalis G3, 1626 nucleotides. Its product is annotated as choline transmembrane transporter protein. Lineage: Eukaryota; Parabasalia; Trichomonadida; Trichomonadidae. The transcript has a single exon. Gene Ontology annotation, cellular component: membrane. Gene Ontology annotation, molecular function: transmembrane transporter activity. Gene Ontology annotation, biological process: transmembrane transport. The coding region runs from base 1 to 1626 and encodes 541 amino acids. The record is from RefSeq and is a predicted model, not a curated record.
AUGGCUGAUAAUAACAGCGAUCAAUCAUUGAGUUCUCACGAUGAGGUUCAAGAUCCAGAAACCCCAUACGAAGAACCUCCAAAAGAAGAAUCCAAACAAGAAGAAAAACCAGACAAAGUCGAAGGUUCAAUUGACCAAAAAGAAGAGGAUGACUCUAAGAAGUCAGGAUUCUUCAAAUUCGAUAAAAUUACUGAAAUUAAAGGCGUUUUGACUCUUAAUUUCAAGGAACCUGAUCCAGCUUAUCUCGAAUUAUGGGGAACACCACGUUCCUUCACAGAAGAGAAAUUCGCAAACCACUUCGUUGUCAAGAGAAAAUGGACACAAAUCACAUUCUCUAUCGUAUUUUGGAUUAAUUUAAUCCUUGCCCUCAUUUUAUUCGCAUUCACAGAUCCAGCUGCCAGAAACAAGCCAUUUGAAUACAAAGGUCAAGUAAUCCCAGCUAAGAAUCUCCAUUUAGUCGCACUUUAUAGUGUUGGCACCUCUGUAGUACUUUGUGCUUUCAUUAUUUGUCUUCUCCUUAUCAUCCCUGGCCUCUUUAUAUGGUGGACCUUCUUAUUUGCUGUAUUUACAUGGGCUGUUAUCCUUGUUUUGAUCAUUAUUGGCGGAAAUCUCGCUAGCCAGAUCUCAUUCUCCGUCAUUGUUGUUGCCUUCCCAGCACUGUUCGUCUUAAAGAUCUGCGGAAAGGUCAAAUUCAGCACAUGUGUCCUCAAAUCGGCCAUUCUCGUUGCAAGAAAGUAUCCAUCUACAUUUUUAUUCACAUUCUUAAUGAUUUGCGCCCAAACAGGUAUCAACUACCUUUACGAUAUUGGUGUUACAGCUGCCUACUAUCAUAACAUCUCUCCUGGGGUCUACAUCUACGCUAUUUGGUCAUAUUUCUUCAUUACAGCUACCCUUCGUAACUACGCAUACACCGUUGUUGCUGGUGUUGCCUCCUGCUGGUACUUCCUUAACGGCAGCCCACACAUGCCACCAGCUCCUCUGAUUGUCUCCAUCAGACACAUGACUGGUCCCACAUUUGGCCCAGUUUGCCUCGGCGGCCUCAUCCAGUCAUUCUGCGAUACAAUCAACCAGCUCAACGAUACACCAGGAUCCUCACCAAUCUACUGCAUUGUUAAAUGCAUCUGUAUGGUCGUCAAAUGCAUGGUUACUGUUUUCAUGGGCAUCAUCAACAGAUUCGCGCUCAUCUACUGCGCCAUGUUUGGUGUUGAUACACAGAACGCGACAAAGAGAUGGUACCAACAAAAGUCAAGAAAGAUGGUCAACCAAUGCAUUUUACAUACAGUUUUACAGGCAACAUUCGAUACAGAUGCAUGGAUUUCAUCAUCACUUUGCGGUGCUGUUGCUUCUUAUUUCGCUUACAAGAAGUUCGGAAAAGGAUCAUCAGAGUUCAACUUCGCAACAGUUACAGGAACAUUCUUCGGAAAACAGGCAAUCACUUUGUUGUCUGCUCCAAUCAUCACAAUGUCUGAUGCUUUGUUUGUUGGUUUCGGCGAAGCUCCACAGAGAUUGGACUCUGGCGCUUCUGAGAUUAUGGAUUUGUUUGAUGAGGAAAACAAGCAGCUCUUCAGAAAGGAAAUCGAUGAACAACUUAAUGGUCCUGAUGAGAAGAAGUUCUGCUGCUGCUAA